Messenger RNA from Hippocampus comes (tiger tail seahorse), 5846 nucleotides. It is a transcript of the gene atp2a2b, whose product is annotated as ATPase sarcoplasmic/endoplasmic reticulum Ca2+ transporting 2b. The coding region runs from base 536 to 3664 and encodes 1042 amino acids. The transcript is spliced from 25 exons. The record is from RefSeq and is a predicted model, not a curated record. Gene Ontology annotation, cellular component: membrane. Gene Ontology annotation, molecular function: ATP binding; ATP hydrolysis activity; P-type calcium transporter activity. Lineage: Eukaryota; Metazoa; Chordata; Actinopteri; Syngnathiformes; Syngnathidae. Gene Ontology annotation, biological process: calcium ion transport.
ACACCGAACACCGCAUUCGACUCACACUAAGGCUGCGGAGGACAAUUGCAAUUGAUAGCGAAGAGGACGCUGGUGAACUCGUAAUAAUUACAUAGGCAAAACAGGCUAGGACUGAGUUACCAAACAACCGCAUGUUUAAAUAAUUUGUCUGUGUCGGUUUUUUUCGAGCUCCGUCGUGUAUACAGAAGAUCGGUGCGCACGUUUACGGCGUCGAUGAUAUGAGUUAUCCGUUGAAUAUUUCUCGGGAGAGCGAGCAAAGCGCGACCGGCGAAAUCAAGCCAGAGCCGAAAUUUUAGCUUAGCUUUAGCGGCUAACUAGUCGUUAGCACCUUAGCCGCUAAUUCGGCCCCUUUAAACAGACACCUGCUCGCUGUUUUUGUUCUGUUUAAGUUAUUUACACGCAAUACCACAGUAAAAGGCAUUUUUAGUUUUUAAUUUUAAUUUAAAGCCCAGUAGUGUAGAAGGAAGGAAGGACCGUGUCAGGUCGAGGUCGGGUCCAUUACAGGCAAACGGGUCUCUUCGAGUGGCCGUUCACAAUGGACAACGCGCACACUAAGACGGUUGAAGAAGUUUACAGCUUUUUUAACGUGAACGAGAGUACCGGCCUAAGCUCGGAGCAAAUCAAGAAACAACGGGAACGAUACGGACCCAACGAAUUGCCAGCUGAGGAGGGCAAGUCCCUUUGGGCACUAGUGGUUGAACAGUUUGAAGAUCUGCUCGUGCGAAUCCUUUUACUGGCUGCCUGCAUAUCCUUUGUGCUGGCCUGGUUUGAAGAGGGAGAAGAAACAGUAACAGCUUUCGUGGAGCCUUUUGUGAUUCUGCUUAUUCUUAUAGCCAACGCAGUUGUCGGAGUCUGGCAGGAGCGAAAUGCAGAAAAUGCAAUUGAAGCCUUGAAGGAAUAUGAACCAGAAAUGGGAAAGGUGUACCGCCAGGAUAGGAAGAUUGUCCAGAGGAUCAAGGCCAGGGACAUUGUACCUGGGGACAUUGUGGAGGUUGCAGUUGGCGACAAAGUACCUGCAGACAUCAGGCUGACCUCCAUCAAGUCAACUACGUUGAGAGUGGACCAGUCAAUUCUAACAGGAGAGUCCGUGUCUGUUAUUAAACACACCGACCCAGUGCCAGACCCCCGCGCAGUCAACCAGGACAAGAAGAACAUGCUCUUUUCUGGCACCAACAUUGCAGCCGGCAAGGCUGUCGGUGUGGUGGUGGCCACAGGUGGGAACACGGAGAUCGGUAAAAUCCGCGACGAGAUGGCUGCCACGGAGCAAGAGCGCACACCACUGCAGCAAAAGCUGGAUGAAUUUGGACAGCAGCUGUCUAAGGUCAUUACGCUGAUCUGCAUCGCCGUGUGGAUCAUCAACAUUGGACAUUUCAACGAUCCCGUCCACGGAGGCUCUUGGAUCCGCGGGGCUGUCUACUACUUCAAGAUUGCUGUGGCGCUGGCAGUGGCGGCAAUCCCCGAAGGGUUGCCUGCGGUCAUCACCACUUGUCUGGCUUUGGGGACACGACGCAUGGCCAAGAAAAACGCCAUCGUCCGUAGUUUGCCCUCCGUGGAGACCCUUGGCUGCACAUCGGUCAUCUGCUCGGACAAGACCGGCACACUGACGACCAAUCAGAUGUCUGUGUGCAGGAUGUUUAUCAUCGACCAGGCUGAGAGCAGUCAUUGUUCCUUAAAGGAAUUCACUGUUACCGGCUCCACAUAUGCUCCAGAUGGACAAGUGUACCAGGAUGGAAAACAAGUCAAAUGUUCCAAAUACGAUGCACUGGUGGAGCUGGCCUCCAUCUGUGCUCUCUGUAACGAUUCCUCGUUGGACUAUAAUGAGACCAAAGGUGUGUAUGAGAAGGUGGGUGAGGCCACCGAGACGGCUCUCACAUGCCUGGUGGAGAAGAUGAACGUGUUCGACACAGAUUUGAAAGGCCUUUCCAAGAUCGAGAGAGCCAAUGCCUGCAACUCUGUAAUCAAGCAGCUGAUGAAGAAAGAAUUCACAUUAGAGUUUUCCAGAGACAGAAAGUCCAUGUCUGUGUAUUGCACCGCCAACAAGGCCCGCUCAUCUGCAUCCAAGAUGUUUGUCAAGGGUGCCCCUGAAGGAGUGAUUGACAGGUGUACGCACGUCCGCGUAGGUGUCAACAAGGUGCCCAUGACACCCGGCAUCAAGGACAAACUGAUGUCUGUGAUCAGGGAAUACGGAACUGGCCGGGACACCUUGCGCUGUCUCGCUCUGGCCACCCGAGACAACCCCUUGAACAAGGAGGACCUGGUCUUGGAGGACUGCACUCGCUUUAUUGACUAUGAGACCGACCUGACCUUUGUGGGCUGUGUGGGCAUGCUGGAUCCGCCCCGGGCAGAGGUGGCGGCUUCCAUUAGACUCUGUCGUCUCGCUGGCAUCCGAGUAAUUAUGAUCACAGGAGACAACAAAGGCACGGCAGUUGCAAUCUGCAGACGCAUUGGUAUUUUUGGAGAGGACGACGACGUCGCCAGCAUGGCUUUCACCGGCCGAGAGUUUGACGAUCUCAGCCCGUCUGCACAACGCGAAGCGGUGGUCAAGGCUCGCUGCUUUGCCCGCGUGGAGCCGUCCCACAAGUCCAAGAUUGUCGAGUAUCUGCAGUCCUAUGAUGAGAUUACAGCAAUGACCGGUGACGGAGUGAAUGAUGCCCCCGCCCUCAAGAAGGCCGAGAUUGGUAUUGCCAUGGGCUCCGGAACAGCAGUUGCGAAGACGGCGUCCGAGAUGGUGCUGGCCGAUGACAACUUUGCCACCAUUGUGGCCGCAGUCGAGGAAGGCCGGGCCAUUUACAACAACAUGAAGCAGUUCAUCAGAUAUCUCAUCUCCUCCAAUGUGGGCGAAGUUGUCUGCAUCUUUCUGACGGCAGCCCUCGGCUUCCCUGAAGCACUCAUUCCAGUUCAGCUGCUUUGGGUCAAUCUGGUGACUGACGGUCUGCCCGCCACCGCUUUGGGCUUCAACCCACCAGACUUGGACAUCAUGAACAAGCCCCCCCGCAACGCUCGCGAGCCCCUCAUCUCGGGGUGGCUCUUCUUCCGAUAUCUUGCCAUUGGAUGCUAUGUAGGCGCUGCAACAGUGGGCGCCGCUGCCUGGUGGUUUGUCGCUGCCGAAGAUGGACCAAGGGUCACAUUUUACCAGCUGAGCCACUUCCUGCAGUGUGGACCAGAAAAUGCAGACUUCCAGAAUAUAGACUGUAAAAUAUUUGAGUCUCCUUAUCCGAUGACCAUGGCCCUGUCGGUGCUGGUCACCAUUGAGAUGUGCAACGCUCUCAAUAGCGUAUCUGAGAACCAGUCUCUGCUACGUAUGCCUCCCUGGGAGAACGUAUGGCUGCUGGGAGCAAUCUGCCUUUCGAUGUCCCUUCACUUCCUCAUCCUCUACGUGGAGCCUCUUCCGAUAAUCUUCCAGAUCACCCCUCUGAAUCUGACCCAGUGGCUGGUGGUGCUCAAGAUCUCACUGCCGGUCAUUUUACUGGACGAGGUUCUGAAAUUUGCGGCCAGGAACUACCUGGAGCCGGGUAAAGAGCUGGAAAAGGCCGCCAGCUCGGACGGCUGCUGCCUGGCUGCAUGCAUGGAGGGCAUCUCCUGGCCCUUCGUGGCCCUCUCCCUCCCCCUGGUCCUCUGGAUCUACAGCACCGACACUAACAUGGCCGACAUGUUCUGGAGCUGACUGACUUGAGCACAACCUCGACUCUUCCAUCACCCACCCGCCCCACGCCUCCCAUUCACUCCUCCACCCCCCUCUCCCCCAUCCCUCUCUGCCCACCUUCACGUGCGUAGCUUGUGUGUGUGAGUGUUGUUUGUUUGUAGAAAUAGUGUGGGUGUGUCGAUGCGGAGGAGCAACUGUAACCCAUGAAGUGCAACAGUACUCUAAAUUCCCUUUGAGAAGUCACCCGAUUUGAGUUGGCCCAAGGCUUUAGCUGACCAUCACUCACAUAGAAGUGGACGAGAUUGUUCAACAGUUGCCAUUUUUCAAUUUUAUUUUUAAAAAUAAUUUCCAUGCCUUUUUAAGCUUUCUCCUUUUGUUUUUUUUGUUUUUUUACCGAAAUGUCAUCAGUCAGGUGGCACAAAGGUAACUAUUAUUUCGCGCAACUUCCCUCCUUCUGAAAAGAAAGUUGGGGACUCAAGAAAAUUGUGGAUCUGUCUUCAUAUGGAGCUUUAAUUAAUUUUUUUUUUUGUUUGUUUUUUUUUAAAUGGCUUUGUAAAUUUGUUGGACCAGCGUGACUUAGACGUACUGCCUUGAUGUUUCUUUUCUAAUUAACCAUUGUGUCUUCAGUGUAAACGUUUUUCAGAGGACAAGCGAUGCGUGGCAGACAAGAACUGGGGUGGGAAAGGUUUGAGAGUGAAUGUUGGAAUGGUCCAAUCAGAUGAUGUGGGGGGGAGAAUAUUCCGACAAAAAACCAAAACUAAACUGCAUGUCCAGUGACCAAGCAUGAACUGUAUAUGGUUGCUCAAUUCUAAUUUAAUUAUGUGUCCCUUCUACUCCAAAAUGUAAGACUAGAAAUUAACAUAAUGGAUUUUGUUUUUUCUUUAGUGAUAUGAUUUGAAAGAAGUCAUUUUUUUUCUGCACUGGGAAGAUCACAGCUACCUCAAUGUGAUACAAAUGUUUUUUUUUUUCUUUCUGUUCAUUUCUGGAUGCUUCCCCAAGAGUCUGUCUUGCUCAGCUGUGUACCAUCUGAGGUUUGGCGCCCCCUGGGUUGCUUGUGCAGAAAAAGGAACAGUUUUACUUCCCUCUAAUUUAGAAAAAAAAUCCUUUUGCAUGUUUUUUUUUUUUUUUACAUUCCCACUUUCGAGACCAAGUCAUUCAAGAUUGUGUACAUAACCGUCUUGAUGUUGAUUCAAAGGACAAUAAUACAAAGAACCGAUAAAUACGACUCAAAAAAAGAUAUCACGUGAUUUACCCCAAAUAUUUUUUUUUCCCUUUAACUUCAAAAAAAUAUAUAUACUUAUGAAUCCUUUGAAUCAAAGUGUUUGUCAUUAUUUGCUUGAAGGAACAUUACCCAUGUGUGUGUGGGUGGGUGUGUGUGUGUGUGCAACGAAUUUCACAUAGGAAUGCUUGGCUUUUAGAUGAGUUUGGUACUAAAUAUUGACCAUAUUUGGUGUGAACAUGUUUGAGUGUCCGUCCAGUUCAUGAAUUUAACACAAAAAGAUAUCGAAAGCAUGUUAGUGGUGAUAGAAGCCUGGAUGUGUUUGUGUACCACUUGACAACAUUGAUGUGCUUUUUCUUCCUUCAAUGCCCUCCACUGGCUCCCCUGUCACGAGAGUUGGCUGCCCUAAAAAUCUUGAAUACUUUAACGAGGACCAAGCCGUCGUCAUUCAUUCCGCACGCCGUGACGAUGAUGUAUGUCCACUGAGAAGAAAAAAAAUACUGAUGCAACAUUUGGUUUUAGAGAUCACGUAAUAAGUUGCCCUUUUUCUAUGUACAUAAAAAGCCAAUUUCUUUCACUUUUUUUUCUUUUUCAAAUCUGAAUCUUUGGUGUGCACUUGUCCUUCGCCAUGACGAUCCAUCCAUCCAUGUGGCGUAUCAAGAUGCCGAUUAGAUGGCAUGACUAUUGCCCAGGUGUGCUAAGGAAAGGCUAAAUUUGUACAGUUCCAAGACUUGCUGCAUUGCGGCAAUCAUUUAUUUUUAAUUCACAUCGUAUUUCUGACCAUGCCACCAGACCCCACUGCAGUAGAAGUGCAGUGGAGAGUGGCCUUUCUCUGGGCAGCGUUUUGGUAUACCACACCUGCGAGGUGGAUGAAUUGUUAAGGCGAGGGAGGCACUCAUAUAGCCGUUGAAAGAUCUGUGAACACUUGGAGCGUAUUAGGGCUUUUGCGCAUAUAGAAAUAUUCACCUUGUGAAAAAUGGGAGC